CGCCGUCGCCGUCGCCGUUCAUCGCGCCCCCGCCGUCUCCCUCCCCCGGCCGCAGCCCCCCUCUACCCCAUUGGUUCUCGAGAUAAUAGGGCUCGAGUUGCUGCUGCUAAUUGGGAAGGAUGAGCAAAGGCCCGGUUCCGUUCCCUAUCUUUGGGAAGAAAGCAAGAGAUAUCUUGUACAAGGACUACAAUUUUGACCAAAAGUUUUCAUGGUCAACAACUAGCGAAUUUGGGUUGAGUGUCACAGCUGCUGGCGUGAAGUUUGAUGAACUCUUCAUCGGUGACAUACGGGUACAACAUAAAAGUGGUAGAAAUACUGUUGAUGUCACAAUAGAUUGCGACUCCAAAGUGUCAACCGCGGUCACUUUUGAUGAAGUAGUCCCUGGUUUGAAGACUUCUUUCGGCUUCAAGGUUCCUGAUCAAAAGUCAGGGAAGCUCGAUUUGCAAUACCUUCAUGAUCGCUUCGCACUGAAUUCAACCAUUGGGCUGACGUCGGCACCUGUAAUCGAGCUGGCAACAACUAUUGGCACAAACGAACUCGCCGUCGGUGGUGAGGUUGGGUUUGACAGUACUUCAGCUUCUGUUACCAAGUACAACUCAGGAAUCAGCUAUACCAAAGAUGAUUUUUCUGCCGCCUUACUAUUGGCUGACAAAGGGGAGACGCUGAAAGCCUCUUACAUCCACCUGUUCAGCCCGACCAGCGCGGUGGCGGCCGAGGUAAUGCACAGGUUGAAAACAAAGGAGAACUACUUCACCAUUGGGAGCUCCCACGCGCUCGACCCGUCCACGACGGUGAAGACCAGGUUCAGCAACAGCGGGAAGGCCGGGCUGCUCUGCCAGCACGAGUGGAGGCCCAAGUCGUACGUGACGCUGUCGGCCGAGUACGACCCCAAGGUGGUGAGCUCGCCGGCAAGGUUCGGCGUGGCCGUGGCCCUCAGCCCCUGAUCGCCGGUCGGCCCGCGCCUCCUCCCCUCCCUGUACAACAGCGCCAGCGUUACGCACGAUGCUCGUAUAUGUCCGACCGAUGAUUCUUUCUGGUCUCUGUUUUUUGUUUUUUUUUGGGGUUACAACGGUUAUUGGUAUUGGCCCACGGAAACCUUGUCUAGGAGCUGGGCUCAUUUUUGCGGGAUUUCUCCGAUUAGCCUGCCUGCCGGCCUGCGAAGUUAUUGGCCGGGAACUGGAAAUAUACAGAGGUUUUGUAUU
Messenger RNA from Hordeum vulgare subsp. vulgare (domesticated barley), 1202 nucleotides. RefSeq names its product mitochondrial outer membrane protein porin 6-like. Gene Ontology annotation, molecular function: voltage-gated monoatomic anion channel activity. The coding region runs from base 120 to 944 and encodes 274 amino acids. Gene Ontology annotation, cellular component: mitochondrial outer membrane. The record is from RefSeq and is a predicted model, not a curated record. NCBI's taxonomy places the organism in Eukaryota, Viridiplantae, Streptophyta, Magnoliopsida, Poales, Poaceae. Gene Ontology annotation, biological process: monoatomic anion transmembrane transport. The transcript is spliced from 7 exons.